Messenger RNA from Cuscuta campestris, 1318 nucleotides. The record is from the annotation of a GenBank genome assembly. NCBI's taxonomy places the organism in Eukaryota, Viridiplantae, Streptophyta, Magnoliopsida, Solanales, Convolvulaceae.
UUUUAGUUGAUCAGAAGCAUCAGUCCUUCGCAGGUCAACUUUCUCUGUCUUCUUCGUCGCCGCCAGCACUUGAGACUUAGAGGUUUUGAUUAAUCGAGGUCACCGAAGCAAGGAAGAUAUUGGAUUGGUUUUUGGCUUCUAAGAGUAUUAUCAAUCAAACAAUGUCGUCAUUGUUUGAUCUUGGUGAUGAAGAGAUUGAUCGGCUGAUAAAAGUGGCAAACAGUGCAGCAGAGGCAGCCGGGGAAAUCGUGAAUAAGUAUUACUGCCGGAGACUGAAAGUGGACGAGAAGAACGGAGACGGUCCGGUAACAAUGGCGGACAGAGAAGCCGAGAGAGCCAUGGUAGAGAUCAUCCAAGAGAAUUUCCCUUCUCAUGCGAUCUAUGGCGAAGAGACUGGGUGGCAUAACAGCAAAGAAGGCAAUGAGAAGCCAGAGUUUGUUUGGGUAUUGGACCCAAUUGACGGCACCACUAGUUACAUAGCUGGCCAUGGAUGCAUCUCGCUCUUAUUUGGGGUGCUGAUCGGUUUAGUCUACAGAGGGAAGCCGUUUUUGGGCUGCAUUGAUCAGCCUGUUUCUGGGUAUAGGUGGAUGGGGGUGAGAGGGAGAAUGUCGACAUUGAAUGGAAAACCAACUUCCACAGUGGCUUGUGAGGAUUUAGGGCUCGCGAAUGCCUACCUUAAGAGUCCCUAUUACAGCGAAGAUGCCGAGUUUGCUUAUGAUAAAACAGUGAGCAAAGUGAAAACCGUUGAGUACGAUGGCAAUUGCAUUGCCUAUGGAGCAUUGGCUUCUGGAUUCUCGGAUUUGGUGAUUGAUUCUGGUCUUGACCCCUUUGAUUUCCUGGCGGUGAUACCGGUGGUUGAGGGUGCUGGCGGUGUUAUAACUGAUUGGCAAGGACGCGACUUGUUAUGGGACCCUAAUCCUGCCGAUCCUUCCUCUGGUAUUCCUGAUGGAGGCUUCAAGAUUGUCGCCGCCGGUGAUCCCAUCAUUCACAGCCAAGUCAUUGCCUUACUAGCUGAUGAAUGUUGAGACUUGUGAGUGACUUGCCUUAUUUCUCCUAGUCCUAGCUAGCUUAAUCAUGCUAUAUAAUACUUUAGUUUAGUACCGACUAUUUACUGUUUGACUUUACGGUUACUGUUCUUGUUCUCUGUGGCUUAUCUCAUCUAUGCGAAAUUUUAAGGUGUCGUUGCAACUGUGUUGUUCUUCACUUUCUCUGCUUUAUAUGCCCUGAUUCCCGUAUUAAGGCAUCUUUUUAUAUGAUAUUUGAGAGCAUGAACAUGUAUGCUGAACACACAGUCCACAAGCUAGUACUUAUCUUGUUG